GUGAACAUUGACAGGAGUGAUCUUAAGCGAACGUAGCAGCAGCAAUAAGAAAUUCAACGCGCGUCGUUCAGCCUGUGAAGAUGCAUACGUUUGUAGAGAUUACGAUUCUGGUUCUAUUACUUCUGAAGGAGACGACACCCGCUACGCCUGGUAAUACGAUGAGCGAUGGAUUUGUGUGCCCGGAUGAGGGACGAUAUGCCGACACCGAAUCUUCCGAUUGCAGCAGAUACUAUCUGUGUUUGAAGUCCGGCGGUACUAUUGUACCCAAUCCAGCCGUAUGCCCGCUGUCGACUAUCUUCUCUCCGAUAGUGUCGCAAUGUGUUGAUAAAUCGACGUACGUAUGCUCCAAGCAGACACCGGUACCAACAACCACGCCGACAAUCGUACCGACAAUUCCAACAACUGUAACGUCUAGACCGGAAGUAACGACCGUAGUCACUACUCGGACAACUGAGCCGCAAAUCAUCCCGAUAGUGAUUCCAACAACCACAACGUUCAGACCCCCAACAACGACGAAAGUAACAACUACGACGGAAGCAACAACUACGACGGAAGAACCAACUACGACGGAAGAACCAACUACGACUGAAAAACCGUACGAAUGCACAGGAUCGGGCAAUUUUGUUAACCCGGACAUCACGGAUUGUUCGAGCUACAAGUACUGCUACUCCGUUGAAGGUGGCUUCGCUUCAAUCACCGUGAAUUGUCGUAUCGAGGCGCUGUUCGAUCCCGAGGCCGGGGUCUGCUCGAAUUCUUACGUAUGUCCUAGUGAUAGGAAACCAUUCGUGUGUACCGAACCAGGUAAAUUCGUCAACCAGGACAGGCGCGGUUGUAAGAGCUACAAGUUAUGCAUCGCCACUGUGGAUGGUUUCAGUCUAAACACCGUCGAUUGUUCCGUCGGUUCGCUGUUCGAUCCAAAUACUCGUCUCUGCUCGCCUACUUACGUAUGUCCCCUGGUGUAAUCUGUACACCUGCGACAAAUUGAGUCACCUGUACGUAGUUUUACUGAGCGAUGUGUUCCUGCAAGGUGUCCAUUGGUUUCAUUGUAUUCGGCAUUAUUCGUAUAAUACGGACUAUUGUAAAAGGAGAAUGUGAUUAAACUAUGGCGUCACAUCCAUCAAAAGUCAACAUAAAGUGUAUGACUGUAAUAUGUAGUAAAAUAACCAUGAAGCUUAUCGGUCACUCUAACCUCAACCCUACCUCUCCAUCAAAUAUAUAUCAAAGGAAAUAAAUGAUGGGAUAUUAUGAGUGAUAACCGUGCAGCUCUUCUUUUUCAUCUGC
Messenger RNA from Anopheles darlingi, 1281 nucleotides. Its product is annotated as mucin-5AC-like. The coding region runs from base 81 to 962 and encodes 293 amino acids. Gene Ontology annotation, cellular component: extracellular region. NCBI's taxonomy places the organism in Eukaryota, Metazoa, Arthropoda, Insecta, Diptera, Culicidae. Gene Ontology annotation, molecular function: chitin binding. The record is from RefSeq and is a predicted model, not a curated record. The transcript has a single exon.